This is a messenger RNA of Fusarium musae, 876 nucleotides long. RefSeq lists its product as uncharacterized. Bases 1 to 876 code for a protein of 291 amino acids. NCBI's taxonomy places the organism in Eukaryota, Fungi, Ascomycota, Sordariomycetes, Hypocreales, Nectriaceae. The transcript has 2 exons. The record is from RefSeq and is a predicted model, not a curated record.
AUGAUCAACCGCAAACAAGAACAAGGCGAAGAAGCCAUCUCCACAAUCCAGAAUGAAAAGUCUGAUGCAAAAGUUGACUGGAAAGAGUGCGACAUGGGAAAUCUAGCUCAAAUCCGCAAAGUCUUUGGUGGUCUGCGAGAGUCACUUGAUAGACUUGACUUUUUGGUUCUUUCGGCUGGUAUCAACACGAAUCAAUUUGGGUUGGAUUCCGAUGGGAUUGAGCGACAUUUUGGGGUGAACUUUUUAGGGCAUUUUUAUGUGUGUAAUCAGCUUUGGCCGCUUUUGAGAAAGACGGGGAAGAUGGAGAAUACGCCGCCGCCGAGAGUUGUGUUUGAGGCCAGUGAGAUGCAUCGUCUUGCACAGCUUUCGAAUAUUCAGUUCAGAAGCAAGGAUGAGAUCAAUGAUCCGAAUCUUGACUCCACGGCUCGAUACAACAGGACCAAGCUUGCGAUGAUCUUGUUUGCAAAGUAUGGAUUAGCUGGAAAGGUUAUCCAAGAGAACAACGACAGGAUCUACGCCCUGUCUGUUCAUCCUGGAGCAGUUAAUACCGCAAUGCAGCAGCAGUGGAAAGACGCUUACCCCGGCCUGACAGGAAAACUUCUAUCCUGGGCUAUGCUAGCCAUCGGACGUGACGUAGAGCAGGGAUCGUACAGUGCACUCUGGGCGCUGACUUCACCCAAGAUCGAAGAAGAGCAUCUGAAUGGGUAUUACUUCUCUGACCCUGAUCAAGAGGGCAAGGAAACGAGUCAGGCUUCAAACCCCGAGUUGGGAGCCAGCUUGUGGAGCUUAAGUGAGACGCUUAUUGAGGGGGUGUUGGGCAGUGAUGCUUUGCUUGACUGGAAUGUGUCUACUGUCACCGGAAAGGAUCUCAAGUAA